Melanaphis sacchari is the source of this 2329-nucleotide messenger RNA. RefSeq lists its product as uncharacterized. The transcript is spliced from 13 exons. NCBI's taxonomy places the organism in Eukaryota, Metazoa, Arthropoda, Insecta, Hemiptera, Aphididae. The coding region runs from base 492 to 2189 and encodes 565 amino acids. The record is from RefSeq and is a predicted model, not a curated record.
GGCGGUCCGACCGUCAGUUUGUUUACCGCGGCCGUUCAGCCGUGUCGUUUGUUGUCGCGUGUUCGCCAUGUCGUCGUUGUCUCGCUGCUGUCGUCUCGUCGGUGUGGCCUGACAACCGACUCCGUCGUGUCCGCUGAUUGUCGCAUCAUUAAUAAUUUCUCGGUGACCGCCUCGUCUCCAUACAUGCCAUACGAUAUAACAUUCGUCUCAAUAUUUCCCCUGUCUGCGGAACUGUUAGUAUAGUUUUGCUCUACGACGAAAAUACUGGCACGUACCCGAAUUUAUGUGACUGAUAAAUAAAAACAUUCAGUCGUACCGUCGAUUUCUCGUGAUCUCGCGUGAUCUUCACACAUCCGAGCGCCAGUUGUUCUCCGGCGGCGUGUACCGGAAGUGUUUCGUUGCCGUCUUUGGUUUUUUGUAUGAUUUCGUCUGCGGACCUGAAGAUUGAUCAUACCCGGAUGACCGUCAAAUUUGCAUAUAAUUGAAUCACAAUGGUCGUGUUACCGGUGUUUGGGCUACUCGUAACUGUUGCAGUCCAGAGGAUAUACGGCCAAUGUGAGUUUCCUGCCCAAUGGUCCGGUCGAUGGUUUCAGUCUGGCGUGAACCAUUAUAUCAAUAUAAAUACGACCACCAUUAUGACCAAAGGAGAGUGCGUGCAAAACGUCAGCGACAAGUUUCUAAUCGAAGACAGGGACGAAGACUGCAGAAGGUGCCUGGUGAUCACGGAAAAACACCAGAACGUGAUACAGUACAAAGAAAACGCAAUAUGCGAAAAACGUAGCCUCGACGAGCUGUGCGGAGAGAUUACCAGUGACGCUCCACUCUACUCCAUGUUUAGGGUAGAUGCCACUCCAAUCCCGUGCCCGUUUGAUGGCUUACAAGCGCCGUUUCAUUUCUCGUAUAGCCGCGGUGGUUACACCGAAUGCAAGUCGCCGGUUUCAAAAGCUGAUUCGUGUACGUCAGAUUCAAGGUUGAUGCUUAAGUUUCAAGCUUGCCCAGAUGUCCUUAACACCGAGAGCACAGUUGAGGAACUGUUAUGUUUGGCCACAUGGAAAGACGGAUCGACAAAGUACAUGAUCGGUAAGCUAGAACAUACACCUACGUCGUCGGAUGAAGAAAAGUAUCGGUGCUUUGUAGUGGGCAAAUCGAUGGGUGGUACGUUCGAUAUGGCCCAGUCAGGCGAUGCAACGUGUAAUGGUAUGUCGUCGCCCACUGAUGGGUCAAGAACUAUGAAGUUUGUCAGAGCGGAGAACCAUCACCACCACGGCGUUGGUUCAGGUUGCCGAUACCCGUUAUGGUUAACCGAACACCACACCUGGCACUCAUUGAACCACGGUCACACUUACCACUUCUCGCCGAGAAACGGCACAUUGCGGAAGAGCAUCCCGGGGGCAGGAUCCGACCACGACAUCCGCGCCACGUGUUACAAGGUAAUCAACGUUACCGAUAACAAGGCGCUGAUCAUCACACACUACACUAUUGGGUGUCAAAGCGGAUAUGCAUGUAUGGGGUUUUAUCGUCGUGACAGCCAAGUUGUUGAGGUCCAAGAAAGUGAAAACCCGAUGGAGAACGCAGAUGACGCUUGUCGGCCAGACAACUUCCACUCGCAGCAGUUGACGUACAGCACGUUAGUGCCUCCUUCGCCCCAAGGUCGCGAGUGCCCGUUCCUUGGUCGUUACGAGAUCAGCGGCGGACUGAACGCCGAAGACGUGGGCAAAGCGCUGGCCGCCAGCCGGCCCGGAAGCGAAAACAACCAAGACAAACCAUCGAUCCCGUGUAACCCACCCGGCAAGCAAUACCUGACCAUCGGAUGCAAUUCGCUAGACACCAUGGAAUUCCAGUCCGAGUGCGGUACCAAAACCGUAGCCGCGUACACGUGUUACGGACACUGGAAGAACGAAAUUACCGGCAUCAACUACGUGAUAUCCACGCCACAGGGACGAUCGGCUACGAAUUCUAGAAGAUACUGUUUUAUCAUGUCGCAAGUGAACGGAAUGGCUCAGCAAACGUUACACAUCGCCUCUGUGAUGGAAUCGUGCCAUCCGCACCCAUUGGGUCGGCUUCACUGGGCGUUUAAUAUAACGCACCAAGGUCUGUGCAGUUCCGAGUCAAACAGCGCUAUCAUAACCGGCAUACCAGUCCUAGUCCUAAUUGCAGCUCUGCUGGCCACCAUAGUCAAUUGCCGGUGAUCAUCGUCGUCGUCAGCAGUCGCGUCGGCCGGCCGGCCGCUAGACAUUUAGAGGAGGCUCGAGCCAAUAUUAAAAAAAAACCAAGACCACUUUGCUAAAAAAAAUUUAAAAAAUAUAUUAAUAAUCGGGCGGUCCCCCGU